Microbotryum saponariae is the source of this 780-nucleotide messenger RNA. Lineage: Eukaryota; Fungi; Basidiomycota; Microbotryomycetes; Microbotryales; Microbotryaceae. The record is from the annotation of a GenBank genome assembly.
AUGGUCAGUACUACUCUGCACACUCGCUAGUAGUGUGACCUGCUGAAGCUUCCUUUCACCCUCCCUUUAGGCCGCCCAAAACUGUAAGCUCUCCCAGCACGCACCACCACACGGGUCGCUGUCGUCAUUAAACCCCGCCGCCCGCCGCGCGGGUGGUCACUGAUCCCCACGUUCCCCUCUCUUCUACAGCCCAAGGUAUCUCAGCGCUGUUGGAUUCCGAGAAGGAGGCCGCUGCGAUCGUGCAGAAGGCUAGGGAAUGUAAGUGUUGCUACCUUUGCCUCGACGGCAACGGAGGGCGGUCGAUCAGGCGAUCCCGGUCGAAAGAACCCCCCACCCCUCCAUCGCGGCGUGGGGUGAGGUACCUGGCCUGGGCGAGUGUACGAUGUUCAUUCGGGAAGGAGAAAAUACUGAGGUCGGACGUGGCUACGCUCAGACCGCACGCAAAGGAUCAAGGAUGCGCGUGGCGAGGCGUCCAAGGAGAUCGACGCGCUCAAGAAGAAGGCCGACGACGAGUUCUCCCAAUUCGAACAACAGGUAACCCUAGCGUGGCACCCUUUGGAGGCUACAAGAAAUAUUGAGCUGACCGCAUCCUCCUCUCACCCUUGCCCAAAGCAUUCCGGCGACUCCUCGACCUCUCAAACCCAAGUUGACGAAUACACCUCCGACCAACUGGGCAAGAUCGCCUCUUCGUUCGACCAGAACAAGGACAAGGUCGUCGACGAUCUCUUGCAGAGGGUCGUAGAGGUGAACCCGAGGUUGCACAAGAACUACAAGCCUUGA